CUUCCCAGGCACGGAGGAGGCCCCGGCUCCCCAGGGGCUGAGAAGCUGGAGUACUGGGGAGGGGGAGCUGAGCCACAGUCCAGCAAGGACCACCCAAAAGGAAGCAUGAACAGAAAAGACAGCAAGAGGAAGUCUCACCAGGAAUGCUCGGGGAAGUCAGGAGGUCGGGCCCGGCCCCGACAGGCCCCCCGCCGCCACAAGACCUGCCCCAGUCCCCGGGAGAUCAGCAAGGUCAUGGCUUCCAUGACUCUGGGCAUGCUGGGCGAGGGCAGCUACAGCGAAGAUGAACUGCUGGAGAAGUGCAUCCAGUCCUUCGACUCCAGUGGCAGCCUGCGCCGCGGGGACCACAUUCUCAACAUGGUGCUGGCCAUGCACAGCUGGGUGCUGCCUUCGGCGGAACUCGCUGCCCGGCUGCUGACUUCGUACCAGAAGGCUGCAGAGGACACCCAGGAGCUGAGGCAGCUGCAGAUCUGUCACUUGGUCAGGUACUGGAUGAUCCAACACCCAGAGGCCAUGCGUCAAGAGCCACAGCUGGAAGAGGUUAUAGGUCGUUUCUGGACCACUGUGGCCCAGGAGGGCAACUCGGCCCAGAGGAGCCUGGGAGAUGCUUCCAACCUCCUGAGCCCUGAUGGCCCUGGCCCCCCACUUCCCAUGAGCAGCCCAGGCCUGGGCAAAAAAUGCAAAGUGUCCUUGCUUUUCGAUCACCUGGAGACGGAGGAGUUGGCUCAGCACCUCACAUACCUGGAGUUCCGGUCCUUCCAGGCUAUCACGCCCCAGGACCUGCGGGGCUACGUUUUGCAGGGCUCCGUGAGGGGCUGCUCAGCCCUGGAGGGAUCCGUGGGUCUCAGCAACAGCGUGUCCCGCUGGGUGCAGGUCAUGGUGCUGAGCCGCCCUGGACCUGCACAGCGUGCGCAGGUGCUGGACAAGUUCAUUCACGUGGCACAGAGACUCCGCCAGCUACAGAAUUUCAACACACUGAUGGCGGUCACAGGGGGUCUGUGUCACAGUGCCAUCUCCAGACUCAAGGACUCCCAUGCUCACCUGAGCCCUGACAGCACCAAGGCCCUGCUGGAGCUGACCGAGCUCCUUGCCUCCCACAACAACUAUGCCCGCUACCGCCGCACCUGGGCGGGCUGCACGGGCUUCCGGCUGCCUGUUCUGGGUGUGCACCUGAAGGACCUGGUGUCCCUGCAUGAGGCGCAUCCUGACAGGUUGCCAGACGGCCGCCUGCAUCUGCCCAAGUUGAACAGCCUCUACCUGCGGCUACAGGAGCUGGCGGCCCUCCAGGGGCAGCACCCGCCCUGCAGCGCCAACGAGGACCUACUGCAUCUGCUCACGCUCUCCCUGGAUCUCUUCUACACGGAGGACGAGAUCUACGAGCUCUCCUAUGCCCGGGAGCCCCGCUGCCCCAAGAGUCUGCCACCCUCUCCCUUCAAAGCACCUCUGGUGGUCGAGUGGGCCACUGGUGUGACGCCCAAGCCAGACAGGGUCACCCUGAGUCAGCACGUGGAACAGCUGGUGGAGUCUGUGUUCAAGAAUUACGACCCGGAAGGCCGUGGCACCAUCUCCCAGGAGGACUUUGAACGGCUGUCAGGCAACUUCCCCUUUGCUUGCCAUGGGCUGCACCCACCCCCCCGCCAGGGGCGAGGCUCCUUCAGCAGAGAGGAGCUGACAGGGUACCUGCUCCACGCCAGCGCCAUCUGCUCCAAGCUGGGCCUGGCCUUCCUACACACCUUCCAUGAGGUCACCUUGCGCAAGCCCACCUUCUGUGACAGCUGCAAUGGCUUUCUCUGGGGUGUCACCAAACAAGGCUACCGCUGCCGGGACUGUGGCCUGUGCUGCCACAAACACUGCCGGGACCAAGUGAAGGUGGAAUGUAAGAAGAGACUAGGGCCCAAGGGGGAUGCGGGCCCCCCAGGAGCCCCCGUCCCACCCACACCGCUUCACGCCAGCUGCGACGCUGAGGAAAGUCUCUCCUACACACUCUCCCUGAAGCCUGAGGCCGGAUGCCACCUCUGCCAUGCCUGGACCCAGACAGAAACCCCACACCCUUCCUUGGAACCAGAGACGGCCUCCUUCCCAGAGCCGGUCCCGCCAUCCACCCCCUCCUCCAAGCCAGAUUCCUAGACAUCAUCUUGGGCUCGUCUCUCCCUCACCCACGGACUACUGCCAAGGGGACAGGGCUCCCAGGGGUGGAGGCAGGACUCAGACCCUAAGAGCGAAGCCCCAGGCCUGGGUGCUGUGCUACGUGGACAGCCUGCAGGGGUGACGGGGGGACAGAGGAGGCAGGGUUCCACACUGGGGUGGCAAACACAGGAGAGAAGGGGUGGAACUGUGGGACCGGAACAUGCACCAGGUCCCAUCCCCCCCUCACUCAGGGUAAAAGCCAGUCCUCACCAUGGCCCACAGAGCCCGCGCUCUGCCCCAUCUGCUCUUUGACCUCAACUCCUACCUCCCCUGCCCUCACUCAUCCUGCUUCAGCCCCCUCCGCUGGCCUCAGGGUACCUUGAACAUUCCCCAAACAGUCCUACCUCAGGGCCUUUGCACUGCCUGGAAGGCUCUUCCCGAGAGGCCAAUGUGGCUUAUUUUCUGAAACUGUGCUCAAGGGACACUUCUCAGGGAGGCCUCGCUGUCCCUGCCCAUCCUGCCCUCUAGCUCUCUUUUCCUCCACUGUGUUUCCUUUAUCUGACAGAUUCAUGUUUCACCUAUAUUUUGUUAAAUGUCCCUCCUUCCUCACCAGAAAUGUUACCUGUCUUUCCCUGCUGUGUCCCGGUGCCUAUAACGGGGCUGGCACAGGGUGGGCCUUGGAUAAGUGUUUAUCCCAGGCCUCCGUGUGUCCUUCCCCACGCCCACAAGAAGGGAAAGGGGUGUUGUGGACAAGCAGAGGACCCUGUGGAGCAGAUGCAGGGCAGAGACCCUCUACCCCUCCACUGGCCCACGCACCCCUGGCCUGCCUCACAGAGACAGGUCCUACGGCCAUCAAAAUUAAAUUUAUUUUCC
Messenger RNA from Sciurus carolinensis (gray squirrel), 3000 nucleotides. It is a transcript of the gene Rasgrp4, whose product is annotated as RAS guanyl releasing protein 4. The transcript is spliced from 17 exons. NCBI's taxonomy places the organism in Eukaryota, Metazoa, Chordata, Mammalia, Rodentia, Sciuridae. Gene Ontology annotation, biological process: positive regulation of GTPase activity; Ras protein signal transduction. Gene Ontology annotation, cellular component: plasma membrane. Bases 106 to 2127 code for a protein of 673 amino acids. Gene Ontology annotation, molecular function: calcium ion binding; guanyl-nucleotide exchange factor activity. The record is from RefSeq and is a predicted model, not a curated record.